AUGCCGACCAUCUCCGUAGACAAGUACAAGCUCUUCGAGGCUCUCGGUCGCAAGUACACCCGCGAAGAGUUCGAGGAUCUCUGCUUCGACUAUGGCAUCGAACUUGACGAGGACACCGAGGACGAUGAGCGGCCUGUAGUCGACGGCAAGCAGGAGCCGCCGCAGCUGAAGAUUGAGAUCCCCGCCAACCGAUACGACAUGCUCUGCUUCGAAGGCAUCGCCCUAAACCUGAACAUCUUCCUCGGCCGAACCCAGCCUCCCAACUUCCGCAUCGUCGAACCCAAGGACGCCGACCAGCAGGUCAUCACCGUGCACCCCGAAACCCUCAAGGUCCGCCCCUACGUCGCCGGCGCCGUCCUCCGCAACAUCAAGUUCACCCAGGACCGCUACGACUCCUUCAUCGGACUGCAGGACAAGCUGCACCAGAACCUGGCUCGCAACCGAACCCUUGUUUCCAUGGGUACCCACGACCUCGACACUGUCAAGGGUCCCUUCACAUACGAGGCUCUGCCGCCUAAGGACAUCAAGUUCAAGCCCCUCAACCAGACCAAGGAGAUGAACGCCGAGGAGCUCAUGGCCUAUUACGAAAACGAUAAACACCUGGGACGCUUCCUGCACAUUAUCCGCGAUGCGCCCGUAUACCCCGUCAUUUACGACGCCAACCGCGUUGUCUGCUCCCUGCCGCCGAUUAUCAACGGCGAGCACUCCAAGAUCACCCUCGACACCACAAACGUCUUCAUCGAGAUCACGGCCACCGAUUUGACUAAGCUUGGAAUCGUCACCAACAUGCUCGUCACCAUGUUCUCCAUGUACUGCGCCGAGCCCUUUACCGUGGAGCCCGUCAAGAUUGUCUCCGACCACAACAACCUUACCCGUGUUGCGCCGUCCCUCCGACCGCGCGAAACUACCGCCGAAGUCGACUACCUUAACAGCUGCACCGGCCUUGACAAGACCCCUCAGGAGCUCUGCGAUCUCCUCACAAAGAUGGCGUAUGUAUCCAAGCCCUCCGGCACCAACGCCAACCUUCUGGAAGUUGCCAUUCCCCCUACGCGCGCCGAUAUCCUACACCAGUGCGACAUCAUGGAGGAUCUCGCCGUCUGCUACGGCUACAACAACCUACCCCGCACUAAGCCUAACCGCAGUGCCACUGUCGGCGGCCCCCUACCCAUCAACAAGCUCGGCGAUCUCGUGCGCAUGGAGGCCGCCAUGGCCGGCUGGUCCGAGGUCAUGCCCCUAAUCCUGUGCAGCCACGACGAGAACUUUGCUUGGCUGAACCGCAAAGAUGACGGCAACACCGUCGUGCGCCUUGCCAACCCCAAGACGCUUGAGUACCAGGUCGCUCGCUCGUCGCUGCUGCCCGGCCUCCUCAAGACCAUCAAGGAGAACAAGGGCCACAGCGUGCCCAUGCGCAUCUUCGAGGUCGCCGACGUCGUCUUCAAGGAUGAGCGCGAGGAGCGCAAGGCCCGGAACGAGCGCCACUUCGCCGCCGCCUGGUGCGGCAAGACCUCGGGCUUCGAGGCUGUCCACGGCCUCCUCGACCGCGUCCUCCUCAUGCUCCGCACCGCCUUCCUGACCGAGGGCACGGACACCCCCGGAAAGCCUGACGGUUACUGGAUUGAGGAGCUCAACGAGGAGACCUUCUUCCCCGGUCACGCCGCCGCUGUCCACCUGCGCCUCGCCGGCAAGGAGGUUCGCAUCGGCGAGUUUGGCAUCCUACACCCGACCGUCUUGGAAAAGUUUGACCUGAGAUAUGCUGUUAGUACUCUGGAGAUAAACCUAGAGGCUUUCCUAUAG
Molecule: messenger RNA, 1794 nt
Organism: Cordyceps fumosorosea ARSEF 2679
Lineage: Eukaryota; Fungi; Ascomycota; Sordariomycetes; Hypocreales; Cordycipitaceae
Product: phenylalanyl-tRNA synthetase beta chain
Exons: 3
Coding region: 1-1794 (597 amino acids)
Biological process (GO): phenylalanyl-tRNA aminoacylation
Cellular component (GO): phenylalanine-tRNA ligase complex; cytoplasm
Molecular function (GO): magnesium ion binding; RNA binding; phenylalanine-tRNA ligase activity
Source: RefSeq, a predicted model, not a curated record